AUGCUUGGUUCAAUGAGCACAAAUUAUACGACUACAAUCAAAACAACUAUAUGCGAUGUUUGCAUUACACACAAUGGUAAUGGGACUGAUGAGAAACCAUAUGAAGUGAAAUCACGUGAAUUGUGCCCAGAAAAGCAGAAUAUUCCUAAAGACAAUUUUCAAACGAUGCGUGAAAAUACACAGCGUGCACCAUUAUCAAUAGCGAAUGUCAACCACAAAUUGUCAUCGACCGGUUCAAGUGGAAGUAGAGUUCAUGAACGACGCCCAAAUAGUCAAUGUGUUCCUAUAAAUAUUAUUCAAAAUAAUCUUUUUAAUACCAAGAAUUCUAUAAAUUGUCUGUUACCCAAAUCUUUCAGAGAUAAAAUGAAUAAUAAACAGAUUUUAUGUAUCUUCUUCUUCUUCUUAGUAAUUUAUAUAAAAGUAAACAUUGUCUUCUCACAACCAAAUGAUCCACAACUUCAAAAACUUCUACAAUAUCAUAAUGAUCUUAGACGUAAUUUAACAGAAUGUAAAUUUGAAGGACAACCUCCAGCGAAAUAUCUGCCAGAUCUUAAAUGGGAUGAUGAACUAGCUUCAAAAGCUAAAGAUUUAGCAAAUGAAUGUUAUUUUCAUCAUAAUGAUGUGAAUUUACCGCAUAAAUGGGAAUAUGUUGGUCAAAAUAUAGCAGGAUAUCAAACAAUUGAACAAGCAUUCGAUGCAUGGAAAGAUGAAUAUAAACAGUAUAGUUAUUAUUCAAUGAGUUGCUACGGUGUUUGUGGACAUUAUACUCAAUUAGUAUGGCAAAAUACUACUCAUGUUGGUUGUGGUAUUACAAAUUGUACUGGAAAUUAUGGAUUUCCAUAUGGAUUAUCAGUUGUCUGUAAUUAUGGCCCAGGAGGAAACUAUGAAGGUCGUUAUCCUUACGAAGCAAAAUCACAAGAUGAAUGUUAUGCUGUAACUACUAGACGUCCUAGAACUACUAGACGUCCUGAAACUACUAGACGUCCAGUUACUACUAAACGUCCUAGAACUACUAGACGUCCUGAAACUACCAGACGUCCAAUUACUACUAAACGUCCUGAAACCAUACCAACUCGUAAACCAGACAUAUCAAAACAAAUACCAAAACCAAACUGGCCUACACUUAUCAGUUCAUGGAGUGGAUUUGCCAAUUCAAAUAUGCUACAAGGAAUAAUAACAAAAACAUGUAUUUGUAUUCAGUGAAAAGUAAAAGUUACCCAAAACAUUUAAUAUGUCACUGUUCUGUGUAUUAACCAUGUUGUAUGUUUUAAAUGAAAAUAUAAACAUUAUUGAAAGA
Molecule: messenger RNA, 1297 nt
Organism: Schistosoma guineensis
Lineage: Eukaryota; Metazoa; Platyhelminthes; Trematoda; Strigeidida; Schistosomatidae
Source: the annotation of a GenBank genome assembly